UAACAAUUUGACGUUUGUUUAUUUAAGUCACAUACAGAAAACUUAUUUUCCAAUAAUGCCUAUUAUAGUAAAAGAUUUCACGUGGACACAGUCUCCGACGAAUUUGCAGAUCAAAAUACCGUCGAAGUCGUCGAAUAAAAACAACGUGGAUAUUUUCACAACAGAUUCGUAUAUCAAAAUACAUUUCAAUCCAUUUCUAUUUGAGUUAUUUUUAUUACACGAUGUCGACAACGAGCGAAGUAAGUGUAUAGUGCAAGAAGAAUCAAUACUGCUUGAGCUAAUUAAAAAGAAAGAAACAGAUUGGGAGGGCCUCGAAAAAUGUUUAACUAAGGAAGAGAAAAUGGUACUGCGCCAAAAGAUACUUGAAAAAUGCCAAGCAGAAGCGAAGGAGAAGGCUGAACAAAAGUCUAUAAAAAAGAGUGAGAUGGAUAGAUUUACAGUGCAAAAGGCAAUGGAGAUUGACUCCCAACAGCAUGCGUUAAUGGAUUCCAGAAGAGAUGCAGAACGGAAUAAAGCUAUGAAUGAAUUACAGGAGUGGAAAGAGUCACUUAAGCCAGUAAACGUAAAUAAGUCUUCUAAAAAUGUUACUAACAAUUGGUCUUAUAGCGUUAAGAAAAAUGAAAACAGCGUUAAGAUUAUCGAAUUACCAUCCUCGGAUGAAGAGAAAGUCAACAAAAAACAACCAACACAAAAGAAACAGACAAUAAACAAAUCUUUACCAACUUACCAAGGCAAUAUGCCAGUGAAAUCUGAAUAUGUGGAAAAGAUAAAAAAAGAAACUGCUAACCGAGUUCUACCAAAGCUAAGGGAAGCCGGAGAAGUGAUAAUUACACACACACCAAGAACAUUUCCUACACCAAGUCGAGAGUCAGCGGCCCAAGAGGAGGAAGCUUGGUUAAAGAAUAUUACGCAAGCAAGAAGAGCUAUAGGAUUCGUAUCCGAGGACCUUCGGCCCGAAGAACAUGACCCUCAGUGGUGUAAAGAGAAAGGAGACGAAUUCUUCCGCAACGGAAACUAUCUGGGCGCGAUCAGCGCUUACACGCAUGGAAUCAGUCUUUCUGAUAAGCUACCAAGUCUGUACUCGAACAGAGCGGCCGCACACUUUGCUCUCGGAAAUUUCAAUAAAUGCGUAAACGACACUUCGACAGCACUAGACUUACUAAAGCCUCCAUGUGAGGGUAAUCGUAGAAGUCGCGCGAAGUGCAUCGCUCGCCGAGCCGCGGCGCUCGUGCGGAUUGGAUACUUGAACAAAGCCAUCGAUGAAAUGAAAGCGGCAGCGAAGCUGGUACCAGAUGAUGAAAAUAUUAAAAAAGACAUCUAUAGCAUGGAGAGAGCUUGGGAACAAAAUCCAGAUUCUGAUUGAAAUUUUUGUAAAGAUUGCAGUAUUACUUAGAUGUUUUCGGAUAAAAUUAAUAUUACUAUGAA
Molecule: messenger RNA, 1425 nt
Organism: Papilio polytes (common Mormon)
Lineage: Eukaryota; Metazoa; Arthropoda; Insecta; Lepidoptera; Papilionidae
Product: dyslexia susceptibility 1 candidate gene 1 protein homolog
Exons: 3
Coding region: 56-1363 (435 amino acids)
Biological process (GO): cilium movement; inner dynein arm assembly; outer dynein arm assembly
Molecular function (GO): protein binding
Source: RefSeq, a predicted model, not a curated record